Messenger RNA from Rhopilema esculentum, 1849 nucleotides. The record is from RefSeq and is a predicted model, not a curated record. Lineage: Eukaryota; Metazoa; Cnidaria; Scyphozoa; Rhizostomeae; Rhizostomatidae.
CAUAAAAAGUAUAAUUUUUUAUUUCAGAGACAUGCAGUGAAAAACAGGUCAGUUUUGCUUGUGGCAUUUGGUCUUCUUUCCCUUUUUGGUAGUAACCGGGCAGAACUCUCAGGGGCUGGAGCACUUGGAGUUCUCACACUGGGGGCAGCAGCUGGUGCUGGGUGGAAGGAAGAAGGAAAGAGACCCAUUGAGAAUGUUCUAGCAAUCCUUUGGACGUUUUUCCAGCCAUUGCUCUUUGGCCUAAUUGGUGCUGAAGUCAGCCUUGAAUACCUAAAUGAGAAACUUGUUGGUCGUGGCCUAGCAACUCUUGCUGUGGGUCUUUUGCUACGAAUUGUGGUAACAUAUGGUGUGGUUUUUGGAAACAAGUUAAGUGUCAAAGAGAAGGUUUUUAUUGCUCUUUCAUGGCUGCCAAAAGCAACUGUCCAGGCCGCCAUUGGGUCUAUCCCGUUGGACACUGCACGGGAGCGAGGAUAUGCAGGUCAGUUUCAAGAAGAGGUCGGCAUACAAAUUGUUACUAUUGCUGUUCUAGUCAUCUUGAUAACAGCCCCCAUAGGAGCUAUAGCAAUCGCCAUUGGUGGGCCUAAAUUGCUAAAGAAAGAGCGAAAAUCUCUGUUAUUGAAUGAAGAAGAUCAUGAUUAUAACACAAAGGGAAAUAUCUUUGGAUUAAAUUGUUUCUCAAAAUAAAGCAAUGAAUAUGACGAUAUAUGUAAACGACACUGAUUUGUAUCAUCCCGACAGCGGAAAAAAGAAAUUCGUUUACACUAUUUUAAAGCACUCUCUAAUUCAAGGUUUGACUGAUAUUAAUCUGACCGGGGGUACUCCUCGAGAGCUGUUAGAACCAAGGAUCGAGAUACCAGGGGGCCGAACUCAAGUACUUAAUUAUUAAAAACUCAACUAGAAUAAAUAAAAUACUUUUAUUUGGUAAAAUAUAGCUGUUGUUACACUUAUUUAUCAGGGCUGCCCCCUUCCCUAAUUAAAAAGUUGUAUCUUGGUCUUUGGUUGGAAUACCUUUCAUUGACAAAUUGCUAUACUUGGUCAUCGAAAUGUAUUUCCCAACGAACUCAUAUUUUUUUAUAUGAAAUCUGUUAACAUGAAACAUAUUAUUCUCAUCAAGAUGUUAUCGAUGCUCAAUCAAUGCUUUUAGAUUAGAAUGAAGUUUGAUACUUCUAACACUUCAUAGUGAUGUAGAGGGUACAGCUAAAUACGUCGAGUUAUGAUUUAAUUGCUGCGAUACUAUUGGUAGACCUAGGAUAGAUAACAUGUUACCUCGCACUGAUUCUCAAAACAGGCCCUGUAAACAAUCAGUUGUAAGUAUGGCUUCUGAGAUCACGUGAACGUAUGUUUAUCAGACAGUCAGCACAUGACCCCUUGCAGAGGGCUCCUAUUUCCCAUGAAUCGAUGUUUUCCCAAUGAAAUAGGAAAGAUCCACAUGUUCUGCAUGUCCAAUCAAGCCCAAUGUGUAUUUUUACGAGCACUUGUAAAUUAUUCUAUGUAUAGAUACCAAGCAUAAAUUCCAGCAGUUGAUUUGUAAAUAAAAUAAGCUGUUAUAUCAAAUCCUUUGAUUUAAUGGCUGUCUCUCUCUCUCUCUCUCUCUCUGUGAUUUAUUUGUUUUAGAUCAUAUACACUGCCCUGAGUAGGCCUAUUAUUAUCCAGUGUUAUUUUCAUGUACGAAGAAUAAGUAAAUUUUCUAUUUUGUUGCGGAUAAUCUCAAUUCUUUGCAACUUGAAAUGUCCAAAUAGGCUAUUGCUACUGAAAGAUUUGGAAAUAGCGAAAAAAUCAAAGAUUUGCAACUUAUGCUAGGUGAACUGAAAUUUUCAUAGUGAUUUGCCCCUCGAUAGUACACUAUGCU